Messenger RNA from Zea mays, 1783 nucleotides. RefSeq names its product Eukaryotic aspartyl protease family protein. Gene Ontology annotation, molecular function: aspartic-type endopeptidase activity. NCBI's taxonomy places the organism in Eukaryota, Viridiplantae, Streptophyta, Magnoliopsida, Poales, Poaceae. The transcript has a single exon. The coding region runs from base 17 to 1555 and encodes 512 amino acids. The record is from RefSeq and is marked provisional. Gene Ontology annotation, biological process: proteolysis.
GUCCACUGCCUCAGCUAUGUUGCAGCUCGCGGCGCGGUCGCUGCUGCUGUUCUUGCUCCUGGUCUCGCCAGCUGUGGCUUCAGCUGGCAUCGCGAAGCUCAACUCCUCGUCGCCCCUCUUUGGCAUCGAGUUCCCGCCGUUCAACACCGCCGUCGCCGACACCGGCUGCGACAGCAAGUUGGGUGCAGCCGAGGACGCGGCGGAUGAGCAGAAGCCGGCGAGCCCGUCCUCGUCGCUGAAGCUGCACAUGACCCACCGCCGCGGCGCCGAGGGGGGCAGGACGCGGAAAGGUUCGUUCUUAGAUUUGGCCGAGAAGGAUGCGGUCCGCGUCGAGGCGAUGCACCGGAGAGUGGCGUCCUCGUCCUCGUCUCCGCGGCGUGGGCGGGCGCUGUCGGAGUCGGAGCGCGUGGUGGCGACGGUGGAGUCCGGCGUGGCGGUCGGGUCCGCCGAGUACCUCAUGGACGUCUACGUCGGCACGCCGCCGCGGCGCUUCCAGAUGAUCAUGGACACCGGCAGCGACCUCAACUGGCUGCAGUGCGCGCCGUGCCUGGACUGCUUCGAGCAGCGCGGCCCGGUGUUCGACCCCGCCGCGUCCUCCUCCUACCGCAACCUCACCUGCGGCGACCCCCGCUGCGGCCACGUGGCGCCGCCCGAGGCGCCGGCGCCGAGGGCGUGCCGCCGCCCCGGGGAGGACCCCUGCCCGUACUACUACUGGUACGGGGACCAGUCCAACAGCACCGGCGACCUGGCCCUCGAGUCCUUCACGGUCAACCUCACGGCCCCGGGCGCGUCCAGCCGCGUGGACGGCGUGGUGUUCGGGUGCGGCCACCGGAACCGCGGCCUCUUCCACGGCGCGGCGGGCCUGCUGGGCCUCGGCCGCGGCCCGCUGUCGUUCGCGUCCCAGCUCCGCGCCGUCUACGGCGGCCACACCUUCUCCUACUGCCUGGUGGACCACGGCAGCGACGUCGCCAGCAAGGUGGUGUUCGGGGAGGACGACGCCCUGGCGCUGGCGGCGCACCCGCGGCUCAAGUACACGGCGUUCGCGCCCGCGUCGUCGCCGGCGGACACGUUCUACUACGUCAGGCUCACGGGCGUGCUGGUGGGCGGCGAGCUGCUGAACAUCAGCUCGGACACGUGGGACGCGAGCGAGGGCGGCUCCGGCGGCACAAUCAUCGACUCCGGCACCACGCUGAGCUACUUCGUGGAGCCGGCGUACCAGGUGAUCCGCCGCGCGUUCAUCGACCGGAUGAGCGGCUCGUACCCUCCGGUCCCGGACUUCCCGGUGCUCAGCCCGUGCUACAACGUGUCCGGCGUGGAGCGACCCGAGGUGCCGGAGCUGUCGCUGCUGUUCGCCGACGGUGCCGUCUGGGACUUCCCCGCGGAGAACUACUUCAUCCGGCUGGACCCGGACGGCAUCAUGUGCCUGGCGGUCCUGGGCACCCCGCGCACCGGCAUGUCCAUCAUCGGUAACUUCCAGCAGCAGAACUUCCACGUCGCCUACGACCUGCACAACAACCGCCUGGGCUUCGCGCCGCGCCGGUGCGCCGAGGUGUAGCCGCCGCCGAGAGCCUGCCCGAGAGGACCAACAAUUCCAACUCGGUCCUCGGCUUGAUUGAAUGCAUUGGGUGUAGAUACUUUUUGGUCAAAGUAUAAAGUUUUGUUUUUUUUUUCUCUUUGCACUUUUCAACGAGGAGAGAAGAUAGGAACGUUGUAGUGCUAGAGCCUAGAGGUCGUUGCAACGGGAAACACGGGAUUUGAAUAAAUGGCUAAAAUUGAGGAUUGC